Messenger RNA from Cornus florida, 2283 nucleotides. Its product is annotated as BEL1-like homeodomain protein 11. Gene Ontology annotation, biological process: regulation of transcription by RNA polymerase II. Gene Ontology annotation, molecular function: RNA polymerase II cis-regulatory region sequence-specific DNA binding; DNA-binding transcription factor activity, RNA polymerase II-specific. NCBI's taxonomy places the organism in Eukaryota, Viridiplantae, Streptophyta, Magnoliopsida, Cornales, Cornaceae. The coding region runs from base 734 to 2116 and encodes 460 amino acids. The record is from RefSeq and is a predicted model, not a curated record. The transcript is spliced from 4 exons.
GUUUUAUAGCUUUCUAUAUGCUAGACCUUUUGUUACACAGUGUGUGUAUAUAUAUAUAUAUAUAUAUAUUAUAGACAGAGAGAAGUGUGUUUUCUUCUUUGAAUGAGCUAUUGUCGAGGUAUGUUUGCCCAUUGCAUGUAUAGACUGGUCACUGGUGUUCAUUGCUUUUCCAACUCUGUAACUUCUUUAACUAUGCUUAUCAGUGGUUGUAUUUACUAGUUGGCAAAGAGCCAUUAAGAGAUGGGCUUGUCAAUUAAUUAGUUCCUCUGGUUGUAUACCACUCUUUUUCCCCAAUCUUCUUUCUUUAUGUUUGGAUACAUUCAACCUCUUUGUUUCACGUCUUUCUCUUUCUCUAGAAUGGAGGGGUUUUUUUUUUUUUCCUUAUAAAAUGUUUAGAGGGUUAAGUUCUCUCAUUUUCACUUGCAGUUCACAAUAAUUGGGGUUUUGAUUAUUUUUUGCAUUAGUUCUAGAGCUGAAGUCUUGAUUUUUCGACAUUCCCUUCUGCUCAGUGACUCCAACAUCUCUUGUUCAUAUCAGUACAGAUUCCUAGUCCUGCAUUUUGAAUUAUAUAUUUAGUCUGUUCUUUUCCUGUUCAAAAUUAGGAAAACUAGAUUCUCAGCCUUGUACAUUUCUUCAUCAAGAUUCAAAUUUUCUCGCUGAAACACCACAUAGAUUGAUGAAUAUAUAGGUGUUUAUAACAAGUCCUUAAUUUGGCUCUAGUAUUUGGUUAAAUAUGGUUUCACAGGACUCAACCCCCAACCCAGCCUCAAAUAUUCUACACCAAUUCAUUAUCUCAGAUUCGAUUGCUAGUCGAAACCAAUUCGAAAACCAACAUUUUGAAGCUUACAGGAAUGAGCUAAGAGGCAGUAGUAGUGGUUUAUACCCUCCUCAGUCUCUUGGUGUUUUGCCCAGCAUUCAGUCUCUUGGUGAAAGAGUGUCUAGAUCAAUAGACCUUGUCCAUCAAACUCAGGAAUCUGAGAUGAACCAUAGUGGGCACUUAAUGGAUCUUCUUGGAGCAUCAAAUGAUCAGGCCAAUCACCAUGCUCAAAGGCUCUCACUGUCUCUUGAUUCUCCUCAUAUGCUUAUUCCGCCGUCGGUCCAAUAUAGGCAAAGAUCCUUGAAUUCAAAUCUCAUUAGCCCCAAUUACUUAUUUGGUGGAGAACAAGCAAGAGAAAAUGGCGAUUAUUCUUUUGCAAGUGACCCUUUUGCCGCCUCUUCAACCUCAGCAAAUCAAUCUUGUUCCACCUCUUAUGGAGCAGAAGCUUUUGCUAUUGCUGUUGGCAGUUCCAAAUAUUUAAAACCAGCUCAGUCCCUUCUGGAAGAAUCCGUUAAUGUCGGUGGCAAAGCCGUGGAUUUGAGUAAUGAAAAAUAUGUAAGGAGAUUAUCUUGUAGCAGCAGAAGAGGAUCUUUGGGACUUUGUUCUGAACUAAAAGCAGAGUUGUGCAAUAAUGGACUCUCAGCUGACAAACAUGAAUUCCAAGUUACAAUUGCAAAGCUUAUUGGCUUGUUGGAGGAGGUUGAGAGAAGCUAUGAGCAAUACCAUAAUCAUCUGGAAGAAGUGGUUGCAUCAUUUGAGGUGAUUGCAGGUCUAGGAGCUGGUAAAUCUUACACAGCUCUUGCACUUCAAGCCAUGUCCAGACAUUUUUGCAGCCUGAGAGAUGCAAUUAUAUCUCAAAUUAACGCGGCAAAAAGAAAAGCUGCACAAGAUUUGCCAAACAUCAGCACCGAUUUGUCACAACUUGGCUUGUUUGAUAGAGAUAAUAGGCAUAAUAGAUUGUUUUUUCAACAGAUUGGAAUGAGCCAAAGCCAGAGGCAGGCUUGGAGACCUAUCAGAGGGUUGCCAGAGACCUCUGUGGCAAUCCUUCGCGCUUGGCUUUUCGAACAUUUUCUCCACCCUUAUCCAAAUGACACCGAAAAGCUAAUGUUGGCAUCACAAACAGGCUUGACCAAGAACCAAGUUUCAAAUUGGUUCAUAAAUGCUCGCGUUCGGCUGUGGAAGCCAAUGAUUGAAGAAAUGUACAAAGAGGAAUUUGCAGACUCUUCCGCUGACUCGAAUCCAUUACUAGCAAGCUGUUCUUUCACAGGGGAAGGUAUCACAGAUGAUGCAGAGGAGUGAAAGGUAUAGGAAAGGCCUAAUUUAGUUGGUCACUAAUGCUUCUUAAGCUUAGGUUUUUUGUUUCCUUGUCUAUAAAUAUAUCAAGGAAAGGUUUUCAUGAUGUUAUUCAAAUUUCAGACAUAUAAGCUGAAAAUGAUGCUGAGUAAAAUUGUCUGAUCUUAGAAUCA